AUGAAUGACAUUGGAGAUGAAUGUGGAAAGAGUUUCAACUGGAAGAAAAGACUCACUUCCCAUCAAAGAAUUCACACAGGGGAUAAACCAUUCCAGUGUUUGGAAUGUGGUAAGAGCUUCAGUCGGAAGGAUAGUCUCACUUCCCAUCAAAUAAUUCAUACUGGGGAGAAACCAUAUCAAUGCUUGGAAUGUGGAAAGAGUUUCCGUAGGAGCUUCCAUCUCACUUCCCAUCAAAGAAUUCAUACUGGAGAAAAACCAUAUCAGUGCUUGGAAUGUGGAAAGAGCUUCAAUCGGAAAGAUAGUCUCAAUUCCCACCAAAGAAUUCAUAGUGGGGAGGGACCUUAUCAGUGCUUGGAAUGUGGAAAGAGCUUCACACGGAAGGGCAGUCUCACUUCUCAUCAAACAAUUCAUACAGGGGAGAAACCAUAUCAAUGCUUGGAAUGUGGGAACACCUUCACCCAGAAGUUUAGUCUCAUUUCCCACCAUCUAAGUCAUACAGGGGAGAGACCAUAUCAGUGCUUGGAAUGUGGAAGAAGUUUCACUAAGAGGGGCAAUCUCACAGCCCAUCAAAGAAUUCAUACAGGGGAGAAACCGUAUCAGUGCUUGGAAUGUGGGAACACCUUCACCCAGAAGUUAAGUCUCAUUUCCCACCAAAGAAUUCAUACAGGAGAGAGACCGUAUCAGUGCUUGGAAUGCGGAAAGAGUUUCAAUAAGAGGGGCAAUCUCACAACCCAUCAAAGAAUUCAUACAAGGGGGAAACCAUAGUAGUGCUUGGAAUAGGGCAAGAGCUUCAGGAAGCACCAAUCUCACUGCCCACCCAAGA
Molecule: messenger RNA, 823 nt
Organism: Zootoca vivipara (common lizard)
Lineage: Eukaryota; Metazoa; Chordata; Lepidosauria; Squamata; Lacertidae
Source: RefSeq, a predicted model, not a curated record